GGUGUUGGAUUCGGAGGAGCAAGCAGAACCAUGGAGAGUGUGUACAAGUUCUCCUCCACAGAAAGGGUGCAGCUAUUGGAGAAAGACCUGGCUGUAAAGCUAAGCGAGCUGAAGGCAGAGCUGGAAGAACAGAGGCUCCGUCCAGAAACAGCCAACUGGACCUUCAGCUCUGUUCAAAUACCGAAGGAUGUCGCUCACUUUAGACGCGAACGGGAAGUGGCUCUGAAGAGAACCCUCCGGGUGGCGGAGUGCAAGCCCCUUGUUAUUCAGGCAGAUGUCCUGCAGAGGGAGCUAGAGAGCUGCCUGAGGAGAGAGUACACGCCGGAAAACCUCCCUCUGCUUCUGCUGCAGUAUUACACAGAGAGAAUUACACACCUGGCCCAGAGUAAACAUUUGCAUAUGCUGAGAUGGAAGCGGCUCUGCCAGACCAGCGAGACCAUGGAAGAGCUCCACCCGCUGUACAAGAGACAAGUCGGCUACAUCAUGCAGGAGUUCAAUGAUGCAGUUCAGAGAGCAGAAAGACUGUCAGUGGCUAGAGAGAACUUCCUCAUGGGAAAAAGCAAUCCCCCCAACCUGGUGACACCAGAAGACCUGACGAUCUACACCAGGUGGUUAGUGUGUCACCUGCACUCGCUCCGGCCCAUCCAUCACUAUCUGCAGGCCCUCCAGUACUUGCCCAUCUCCAGAGCGCUGCAUCUAGCUGAUAACCGAGUCUAUGGACCUAGUGAGGAAAAGGAAAAUAUCGGUGUGGCUGACCUUAACUCUGCAUCUCCCGGUCCCACGGGUUCCAGCAUCUCAGGGCCAGGGAGAACAGAUACGACGUUCGCCCUGCCUCAGCACGUGAUGGAGCGGGAAGAACUAGAGCCUCGGCUGAGACGCCUGCUCUCGCAUUUCCGUAUCCCCUACGACUUACAAAAGCUGAGAGACUCGGCCAAAGAGAUGGAGCUCUUUCCUUUGGUUUCUCAGCACUUCCAGAGCAUCUUCACCGAGCAGCAAAGGAUGCGGUCAUUCCAAGACUACGAGGCCUGGAGAGUUAGAGUGCAGAAUGUGUCAGGCCCUGCUGCUACCCUGAAAAAGAGAGCCACCUGGACUCCCUUUGUGAAGGUCAAGCCGAAAUGUGACCCUUGGCAGAAGAAGAUGUUAACCAGACUCAAAGAGCGGAGGAGAAUAGAUGAACUAAUGCAAGUCCAGUCAAAGAUUUUGAAGAUUUCUGACCCUGUGAAGGCUGUGCAGGUGCUCCAGGAUCACGCUGCAAGGACAGUGACUAUGGAUCCACAUCGCUCCUCUUUCAUGACUUCUCAGCCUUUGCAUCCAUGCAGCUAUGAUCACAUCUGGCAGAGUAUUUAUAACAACAUCGACCUCUACCAGAAUGAAAAUGUGAAGGAUGAGAGUCUUUCGGUGGAACCAGGCGACGGUGACCUUGGGAAAAUACAUCUCAGCCAAAGCUCUGAUGGGUCUCUCAAGCAGAAGACAGAGACUAGAAGCAGCUAUGCAAUGACCCUGCAACUGCUGGGCUUGAGCGACGGGACGGAGCCUGAGCGGAAUCCUGUCCUGAUGAGAGGGGCUUACUUCUCCUUCCUGUGUCUGCGUCACCUGCACAUCCGGGAGCUACAGCGCGUCUGUCUGGGAGUUCUUAACUACUUCAGAUCCGUUGAGCGGACUUUGACGAUCAACACUUCAGGCCUUACCUCGGUCUCAGGGAAGCUGGUCCCCACUGUGGGAGAUAAUUCCUGGGUAAAUAUGGCAAAAGGAGGCUUGGGCACCUUGCAAGGCCUGGGAGAUCACCACUAUGUCCAUGGGACAUCUGCUGAACACAAGGUCCACAGCGUGCAAUUCCUGGAGUUCUCGGAAGCUGAAAACCAGGACGACUUCCACAGCACGCAGGCUGGCUGUGUCCACACUCAGGACCAGUUUGGCCUGUAUGUCAUGUAUGACAUUGCCUUGCAAGAUCUGGAGGAGCUGGAGUCAGAACUGCUGCUCAUUGCCAGCCAUUACAUUGAGAAAGAAAAAAGUCACAGAGAGGAUAGCCAGUCACAGAGCAGCCAGCGUUGGGGCUGGGCUCAUGCCAGUGUGGACAGAUUUGCUGUGCUGUAUGACCUGUGGACCUGGGAAGCGAAUCUUCUAGAAAGCAAACGCCAGCUUCUCGAUAGUUACUUUGAAGCCUACCAGCACACACUGGACACCGAAGAGUGCUUUGCUUUGGCACAAGCUAUGACUGACAUUAUGCACCGACGCCCCAAGUUUGAUCUCAGCUGCUCGUAUUUCACUAAGGCCUACCAAGAUGACUGUACCUGCCUGAGGCUUCACCAGCAGCUAGUGAGGGGCAUCCUCAACCAUCAGCUAGAGCAGCAGCGGGAAUACGUGCGGAUGCUCUGGCAAGGGGAUCAGCCCGCUCUCAAGACAUUCGGACUUCCCCUGAACGUAAUUCACAAACAGUUUGUUUCCAUCAACAGCAGCUGCCCAGCCUCAGAAAAUGUCCAUCUGUUGGAGUUCCACCCUUCCCUGGGUCUGGUUGGGCUCAUCCCUAAAGCCCUGGAGCACCUGUUGCGUGAGGCUUGCCACGCCCACAAGCCUGCAUCACCCAGUGGGCUCGCCCAGCUGGAACAACGCAUCUUGCAGCUCGCCCUGGACCUGUGGCUCACCCCGGCCAGGCCCGAGGCCUGGUACAGCGCACAACUCCAGAGAGAUCUCUUUUCAGCUAAAGUGAUGGGUGAUCCCUUCCUCGUGGAGGAGGUGGGCCUGCUUGCGCUCAGGUCUGCGAUGGACAAAGGACAGAGACAAGGCCAAGAUUUUCACACACUGCUCCUGGAGAUGUUUUCAAAACUUCUGGAACUCCUGACCCUCCGCCACCGACUGAUAGAAAUGAUUGUGGAGAGCACAUCCUUGGCUCGGCUGUAUAAGAAGUUGGCACAGGAGAUGGGUUUUGAAGAAUUCCAUUUGUACCUGAGGCCUGUUCACUUUGAGUUUGCAUCACACAAGGACAAAAUGGACCCUCCCCCUCCUGUCUUUAUGACGUCUUUGCUGGAGGACAGCAGUAGAGUGGACAGGUACUCCCCCGCUGCCCUCGACUUAGCCAUUGCUGAGCUGGGUGACAACCAAAUUGGCAAGUUCAGCUGCUAUACACAAGACGCCAUCCUCAAGCUCUUGCUCCAUUCGGGAGUGGAAAAUAUGCAAGUGACCCUUGCCUGCCAAACUGCUCAGAAGAAUGCUUUAAUGGUGGCCAUUCAACAGGUGUUCUUCUAUGACAUCCCUGCAGUAGACAGUCCUGUUGAUAACAAGGUCACAAGUUUGGCUAUGAGGCAUCAUGGCAGAAGAAGUCCAACCAGAAGGGAAUCCAGGACUGCCAGCGGCAUAGAGUGUAUGCUACUAGCCCCAACUCCAAAAGCUCCGGACACCCUUACUCAUUCUUCAGAAGGAUUUAAGACUACCAAAAGGGCUCCAGAGGCCUUCGUGUCUAUUCAGCUAGAAAAGGUGGGUUUGCGGGACACCAUGCUGAACACCUUCCUGUGCAGAAAACAGACGACGGCUGACCGGAUGGAGAGCCCUGAUGACAUCGAAAAAGUCAAGAGAGAACUAAUAGUUGAAUAUUGCCAAAAGUUGAGCCACCGCAUGUCUCACUAUGCCCUUCGGGGUCAGAUCAUGGCAUACUGCAAUAGCCUGAGAGUUCUGUUGGACGACUUUCCUACCAUCAGGGACACUUUCUUCAUGGUGGGACAACCCAAUGAGAAGAAGAGCUUGAAGGACUCCAGUGGGGAAUUCAAGGCUGAUCCCAGGGGUUUCCAGCCUCGGCCUCGAAGCUUGCUGUCAGCUGACGGAAGAGUCUUCCUCAACUUAUGGUUUAUUCCCCACCCUUCUGAAGUGCUCCUUAUGUUCAAAACUCUGCCGGAAGAGGCAGCCUUUAGAGCCCUAAAACUGACUCUCCAGCUUGUGGCUUCUCUCCACGACAUUGUGGCCUACCUUUUCAGUUUUGUCAAGCUUGGCAAUUGCCCAACGGGCUUUGACUUUCCUCUAAGCCCUCACCCUUUGAAGAGUGACUGGGGAGGAGCCGAGGGCAUUGGGUCUGAGCUUCAGGAACUGCAGAAAAUGAUUGACAGUCUCCAGAGUCCCCAGGACCCGGCUCAUGUGGCCCAGGCCCUCCUCCUCCGCAGGGAGGUGACGUGGCUGCAGUUUGAUGCUGCAAUGAGACAUCUCCUCCGAACAUUUUUGGCAGCAGGAAAUGCUCCCGCCCACCAGUCUGUCGCAGAUGGUGUGUGCCAUGGUUUGCCACCACUGAGCGACUCUCUCAGAAGGAGCAUCUUUUCUUCAGGGCUCAGCCUGCCCCAGCCGCUAGAUCCACGGAGCCUCCAGGCGGUUACGAUGUUCCCAUGGAGGGCGUUUCUGGAAGAUGGUGGACCAUUUCCAGUUAUGAGCAGCGUCCCAAACACCUUAGAGGAUGAUAUGCAGAUGUGUCUCUGCGGGCUGAGUGACCGUGACCGCAAAGUGGCCCAUGGAGAGCUGGUGGGCGUGCAGGUGCUAAUGGACGAUGUACUGCUGGGCAGCUAUCACGUGACCACGGAAGGGUCUCCUGGAUUGCAGGCCACGCUGGACACUGCACAGCCACACUGGUCCAAACUGCCAGGACUCUGCCCAAGUCCGUUGGAAAGUCUCCCAAAGGCCUCCACCUUGCUGGAGGGUCCACAAGGUGCAGUGCUGUCCCUUGCUCUGUUGAAGUCCUUCCUCAUCCUGUGGAAGCAGCUGGAAGUGCUCAAGGAACACUGGGGCCGACUCAGGCUUCAAGGCCAGGAGAUCAACUCUGCCUCCCACCACAAACAGUUCUCAGAGCUCUAUGAAGCUGACAUUUUCUACCCCAGCCUGAAAUCUUUAGCCAGGCAGAUGGGCAAAGAAGAUGAAUUUGAAGGACUAAUAAUAAGAAACCAGUCUAUUCUUCCCCCAAAGGGAGCCUCAGAAAUCGAAAUAAAAACCCAGCAGCUCCAGAAGCUUCUGGAAAGUUUAGAAAUUUAUAUGAUCCAAGAGGUACUGAAGAAAGUUAGUAGAGAGAUGAGCCUGCUUCUAUCAGAAAAGUCCAAGGAGGAGGAGCCUGCCCUCCCAACAGAACUUUGGAAACACCAAGUCAUGAAAGAAAACUUUUCAGUCGUGAGACCCCAGAUCGUGGAGAAAUUUGUACAGAGACUGAUGGAGGGUUCCCAAGACGAUGGGCCCGAGAUCACCUUCAAGAGGGACCACCUUGAAGCCUGCCUCCUCUCCCUGGGUUGUGAUGUCAUGGCAAGAGAACGCAGCAACUUUGAGACCUACUCCAUGUGCUACGAGCAUAUACUGCAACAUGCUAGGGAGAAGCUGAGCCAGAGGGAGCAGGAAGUAGACUUGCUUCAAAGAAGUCAAGUUCCUCCUGAAGACUGUGCUAGUCAGGUUGCCGAGCUCAGCCAUGACCUGAUCAUGGAAGUCACUGCUCUGAGAGCCCAGCUCACGGAUCUAGAAGAGGAGACUCUGGAUCUAAAACACCAGAUUAGAAAAGAAGUCCAGGAGGAGUACAGCGAAUUAGUGCAAGCUUUGUUUAUGACCUGCUUACACAUAAAGGAGGCGCUGGAUGAGAAUCAGUUUAAUUUGAUCCAGAGAGUGUGUGAGCUCAUCUGUGAAGUGAGAGCCGAAGGGACUGCCAACAUGAAGCAGCUCAAGAAAACCUGGGGCUCUGCCAGACCCGACGAAGGAACAAAAGAGAACACAGGCAAAGAGCAGCUGCGCCCCUCGGAGCAGGACAACAGGGGCACCCUGGCUGCUGUAGUGUGCAAAGUGCGGAGCCUGGGCCGCUGGCGUCUGGCUGCUCAGCAGGCUCAUCUCAGAGGUCAGCUGAGCAGGGCAGAGAAGGAAUCUAUUCACAGUCAAAGAGAAUGUGUGAGAAUCAAGCUCAUGGCAGAGCAAGAAGUGGGGUUACUACAUCAACAGCUACGGGCUGCCAGGCAGGCCCUGGCCAAAGCUCAGACUGACAGCAGGAAGCUGUGGCAGCAGCAGGAUACCCAGGCUCAACUGCUGAGGGAGUUGGAACACAGAGUGACUCAAGACUCUGUCACGCGGCAGCAGCUGGAGAUCCUAAGAACAUCUGGCAUGGAGAAGCUCCUAGAAGACGUGGAGCAAAAGGAGCAACAACUGCAGCUCCUGACAGAAGAGGCCCAGCGGGCUUCGAAAAUGGGCCAGCUGCAGUGGAAGAAGAUGGACAGAGACCUGCAGCAGAUGAGAAGCCGGCUUGCCCAGGAGCGUAGUAUGAAGCUGGAUGCCUUCCAACGAGUGCGGGAGCUACAGAGUCAGCUUCAUGACAUGGAGCAGCCACCUCUCCAGAUGGGCUGCCCAGCUGGGCUUACGCCCCAGACCCACCGCUCCCUAAACUCUGCUGCUGCAUUAUCCAGAUGUUCCCACCAGCGGUUUCCAAAGACUAAUCUUCUUGGCAAUAAAAUGGCAAGAAGGAUUCAAAGGCCAAAGACUGUACCAAUUAAGCAGAAAAAAAGAAUUGAUGAUAGUUCUCUACCCAAUGUGGCAGAAAAUGCUCAACUUACAACUUUUCAAGUCCAAACAGCUCCAUCCAGGAUUUCGUUCAGAACUGAGAGCUUUUCUUCGCAGUAUGUGGCAGACAGUAUUGAAGAACUGAGAUGAAUUCAUCUAGAGUGUCCAGAUGAAGCCGGAUUUUGGUCCCAGAUUUGAAAACUUUCAAGCACUGGUUUGCAUUCUACAAGUUCUCUCGGGCUCCUGGUUGCCCAGAAGUCUCUCGGCUUGAGGUUUGAGUAACAAAGUAGGCAGGGUGGUCCAAGGCAGAGGGCCCUGAUGCUGAACUGUCCUUACUAAGAAGUCAAGGCUCAGGCCUGGUGCUGGUGGUUCUCAGGGCCCCAUUCAGUUCCAGCUAUCACGUGGUAGCUCACAGUUAUCUGUAACUCUAGCUCCAGAGGACCUGAUGCUGUCUUCUGGCCUCCAUGGGUACUGGGCAUGCAUGUGGUAUACAUACAUAUA
Molecule: messenger RNA, 6993 nt
Organism: Microtus oregoni (creeping vole)
Lineage: Eukaryota; Metazoa; Chordata; Mammalia; Rodentia; Cricetidae
Exons: 48
Coding region: 31-6642 (2203 amino acids)
Source: RefSeq, a predicted model, not a curated record